UGUGUUUUCUCUUUAACCAUCUUAUCUAUCAUUUAGUACCAGGUAGUUAGACAUGGCAAGUACUAAAACUAGUACAAAAAUGUUCUACUUGGGUUUUCUUCCACUGGUUUUAGCAUCUGUUUUGUGUUUUGCAGCUUGCACUGAAUCUGCCCCUGGCCCUAGCAGUAAUCGAUAUCGAUAUGCGCAGAGUAGGCCAAUGGCAAAUUCAAAUGUCGACACAUGGUGUAUUGCGAAACCAUCAACAGAAGAGAAAUACCUACGCAACAAUAUUGAUUUUGGUUGCACUCAGUUGGGAGUUGAUUGCAGUCCUAUAGCUCGAGAUGGGUCAUGUUUUUACCCUAACACUACAUAUGCCCAUGCAUCAGUUGUCAUGAAUCUUCAUUUCAAAGCUGCUGGUAAACAUGAUUGGGAUUGCUAUUUUAAUGGCACUGGUCUCACUACUACUUCUGAUCCAUCUGUUGGUGACUGUAUUUAUGAACUCUGAGAAGUGGAGUAAAACUUGGUAGGAAUAGUUAAGGCCCAUCAUCAUGAAUGUCAGGAUUUGAAAUGUGUUACAAAAAUUGUAUGCAUUCUCUUAUUUUAGAUCAAAAUUAAAUAAAUGUACUGAUGCAUUUUAGGGUAAUAAUUAGAUGAACUUGAUUAUUAAUUGGAGUAAUGAAUUCCUUGAACUCUCCGGGAACC
Molecule: messenger RNA, 681 nt
Organism: Papaver somniferum (opium poppy)
Lineage: Eukaryota; Viridiplantae; Streptophyta; Magnoliopsida; Ranunculales; Papaveraceae
Product: major pollen allergen Ole e 10-like
Exons: 4
Coding region: 53-484 (143 amino acids)
Source: RefSeq, a predicted model, not a curated record